Molecule: messenger RNA, 751 nt
Organism: Helianthus annuus (common sunflower)
Lineage: Eukaryota; Viridiplantae; Streptophyta; Magnoliopsida; Asterales; Asteraceae
Product: CMP-sialic acid transporter 2
Exons: 6
Coding region: 74-439 (121 amino acids)
Biological process (GO): pyrimidine nucleotide-sugar transmembrane transport
Cellular component (GO): Golgi membrane
Molecular function (GO): pyrimidine nucleotide-sugar transmembrane transporter activity
Source: RefSeq, a predicted model, not a curated record
CCUUAACUUGGUAUGAUCAUGUUUUUCAGGUCCCGAAAGCUUUGAUAUUUUGCAAGGACAUUCAAAAGCUACAAUGCUUUUAAUUAUAAACAACGCAGCACAAGGAAUUUUAUCUUCCUUUUUCUUCAAAUAUGCUGAUACGAUUUUGAAAAAAUACUCGUCAACAGUUGCCAUGAUCUUCACAGGCUUUGCAUCUGCAGCUUUGUUUGGUCACACUUUGACUAUAAAUUUUAUGCUUGGAAUUUCUAUUGUUUUCAUCUCAAUGCAUCAGUUUUUUUCACCUCUUGCAAAAGUUAAGGAAGAAGAAAAUGGGGUAUUGGAGUUGGAACCGGUUGAGAACAAUCAUAGGGACCAAUUCGUAAAUAUAGCAGCAGGGGCAAAUGAGGAGGCUAGUCAUCGUGUAGAAUCUGAUGAAAGGAGGCCUCUACUUCCUACUUGAAUCGACCGGAGUCAAUGCAUGUUUCUUCUUUGAAGAGUUUUUCGGGCUCUAGUUGUGGAGGGUACGGAAGAUUCCCAUUUUUAAGAAGAAAAGAAAACCCUCUAUGAGGGGUAUUAUGGUCUUUGUGGAUAUCGUUGAAAGAGUUUACCCCACUAACAACCAAUCAAAAAACGAUUUUAAGUAGCCGAUGAAAUUGGCCAUGUUUUCGGACCUCACUAUCAGUGUAUACAGGUUCAGAAGAUAGAAAAAUAACAAUUUAUUGGUAUUGUUUACUUUGGACCAUUCAUCCAUUCAAAUAUAGUUUAUUCAAUA